AUGCCUCGCCUUGUAGUCGGCGGAGAGAGAGGCGUCCUGGAGUAUGUCGGCACUGUAUCAGAGAAUCACCGUCGAGAUGUCUGCUUCUCUUCGUCUCGCCGUCCUGUCUGCUUGUUGUCCUUCGUCGUCGUCGUCUCCAACUUGUCCACUCUGGCCAAAGAAGAAGACGACGGCGACGACGGCGACGAAGAAGAAGAAGAAGAAACACAUCGAGAAGACGAGAAGGAGACGAGAAGAUUCAAGAUGCCGGGCGACAACGAGACCUUCUACCUGCGAUACUAUGCCUCUGCGCGCUAUGCGAACAACUCGAACUACCGCAAUGACUCCCUCAUCCGCAAAGAAAUGUGCGUUAGCUCGCUGCUGAUACAGGAGAUCAAACGGAUCAUCAAAGAGAGCGAGAUUCUCAAGGAAGACGACUCGAAAUGGCCACAGAAAAACAAAGAUGGACGACAAGAGCUUGAGAUUCGACUUGGGAACGAACACAUAUCCUUCGAGACUGCAAAGAUAGGCUCGCUUGUCGAUGUCACCGAAUCGGCGGAUCCUGAGGGCCUGCGAGUCUUCUACUAUCUCGUACAGGACCUCAAGGCGCUCGUCUUUUCACUAAUAUCCCUCCACUUCAAGCUUUAUAUAGGGCCCUUCACUGUAGACCUCGCCAUCCUGGCCCUUCCCCGCGAUCGCAUGACCCCCUUUGCUCGCUCCAGUGGCGCUGCGCUGCUCGACUCGACGGCCCGCUUGGCCCUGCAACUGCUGCGUCUCUGCUACUCAGCUUGCGCUCCUUACCUGCGUCUGCCGGCUCAAUCGAUCCUAUGUCCUACCGUUAAAGCCGUCUCCAUGCCAACCCACAGUGACAUCAGCGCCCAUACGCAAGUCUCAGCUUCUUCUAACGCGCCCACACGACCAACUUGUCCCCCGGAAAACGACAGAAUAACCUCCUGGAUAGAGUCUGCAGAAGGCAGAAUCAACGCUGCGGCUGAUAAUGGCUCUCUGACGGCGCAGUCUCCUCCAACUACGGCGGGCGAGCGCCCUGACUCUGACUCGGCUAUGACCACCGAUGAAGCUUUAUCUCCGCAGCAGCGUGAGCAAGGACAGCAGUCUCAGGGAUCAGAACCUGCAACGGGUGGUGGCAGCACUUCUACUGAUGCUGCUACUACGAUGCACUCCCCGGGAACAGAAAAUAUCGGUGCUGCUGGCUCGGGCAUAGUUGAGUCGCUGGCCACUGCUGAGGAGGUGCGCUCUCCUGUAUCGGACUCGACUGCCAUAACCGACGAUAACGAUGAAACGGACGAGCCGAUGACCCCUACGACGAGCGUCUCUGCUGCUACUGAGAUCAAGGACGAGCAGCGGGAGCCUGCUGCUACUGCUGCUCCAGCCAUCCCCGACAUUCUGGCCACUCACCGGACUUCCAUGAGCUUUGAGUACUCUGAUGCCAGAUCUGAACAGCAGAUUUACACCGUCGACGUGGAGAUCAAAAACGUCGACAUGUCCGAGUCCUAUCUCUGCGGAUACCUCAAAAUCAAAGGCCUGACACCGGACCAUCCUACACUAACAACUUUCUUCGAAGGCGAGAUAAUUGGCACCAAACAUACCUUCCAAACUCGUCAUGAGGAUUGGGGUGCCACUGAAAAGACGGAUAUGCACCAUUGGUCCCGAUUCCCAGCCUGGCGUCCCCUUUCUCGAUUGGCCAAACAGCCGGACUUCACCUUCAAGGACUAUGCCCAGCGGGAGAACAUCUUCAUGCGGUGGAAGGAAGCCUUCCUUGUGCCCGACCACCGUGUCAAGACCAUUUCCGGCGCCAGCUUCGAAGGGUUCUACUACAUCUGCUUCAACCAGGUUCAGGGUACCAUCAGUGGCAUCUACUUCCACGCGAAGAGCGAAAAACACCAACAGCUUGAGCUCAAGCCUGUGGAGAACUACGGAUGCUGUGCAGCCAUCGAAUUCCGAUGA
Trichophyton verrucosum HKI 0517 is the source of this 1944-nucleotide messenger RNA. RefSeq names its product vesicle-mediated transport protein Vid24, putative. The transcript has 11 exons. Bases 1 to 1944 code for a protein of 647 amino acids. NCBI's taxonomy places the organism in Eukaryota, Fungi, Ascomycota, Eurotiomycetes, Onygenales, Arthrodermataceae. Gene Ontology annotation, biological process: RNA splicing. Gene Ontology annotation, cellular component: nucleus; exon-exon junction complex. The record is from RefSeq and is a predicted model, not a curated record.